UUGGCCAGUGGGGCAGGAUUGGAUGCAGGUUUUCAGGGUUUGAGGUGCAGCCAUUCUUGGUGGUGUGACCGUGUGACAUACCGUGUGACCUGCAUUUGAAUUUUAUACCAGGAUUCGAGCCCUUCGUCGGCCACCAACCACAACAAAUACAAAUUCCUAUUCAUGGACAUCGCUCAUCAUCACGUGCAUCAAGAAGUUCCCGUGAAGGUGAUGAUUGACACGAGCGAUGAUGACGACUCCCACGAAGAGAUUGAAAUCGACCCGAUGGAAAUUGCUACAACGGUCACAAUCGUGGAGGAGGAUGGGAGCACCUCGGUCGUCGAGGGGGCGCAAGUUUCCUCCGUGGUGAGUGAUGCUGGUCCCAACUCGGCGAUAAGAUUCGGGCAUAGUUCAAACGGUAAUGUAACCUAUCAAGUCGUCGCAAAUGAUAACUACCACCAAUCCUCGGGCCUUCAACUUUUAAACAAUGGGAGUGGUGGUGGCGGACAAUAUUACGUUGUCAGCUCGGGCGUCCCACGAUCUCAAGUAAUUGAUCCAAGAAAUUUUGGACGCGUGGUGAAAGCCAAUGCGAGGGACGAUAAGAAAAGGGCGACCCAUAACGAAGUCGAGAGACGACGGAGGGACAAAAUUAAUGGAUGGAUUGGAAAAUUGGCUAAAAUUGUUCCUUCCUGUGCGGAUGAAGCUGUGAGCAAAAAUCAGAGUAAAGGCGGAAUUUUGGCCAAAACCUGCGAAUAUAUUGGAGAAUUGAAAAGUACUAAUUGUAGACUAGCCGCCUCGCUGAAAGAACAUCAAAACACGGCCGAGGAACUAGACGCCUUAAGACGAGAAGUAAGCGAACUUCGGAAAGAAAAUAUGAUGUUAAAACAACACUUAGGACCGACGGAAGAUGAUUCCACGGUUAUCAUUACAACAUCAGAAUGAAUGAGUGAAUGAAUGAAUAAUUAAUUAAUUAGUUUUAUACACGUAAAUAUUAUUAUAACACAAGUGAUACAAGGUUAGUUUUUAACUACAGAGACUAAUAUUAUCUACGAGAGACCGAUACGUACUCGAAUAAUAAUGUGAAGACAAAUUGCAUUUUCUCGCCUUGUAAAUCAAUUCCACUAUCAUUCUUAAUAAUUAACUGAUAAAUAUUUAGGGAUAAGAAAAAAUCGAUUACUAUUACUACACUGUUCAAAUUAUACCGUUUAAUAAUAAUGCAAGUUGAGUCAAAAUAUGUUAAUUAUGAGAGGUGUGAAACGUUAAUGAAUUUUUCUCGUUUCUUUUAGUUUUAAUGAGUACUAUAAUUAAUUAUGUAGUAUUUUUGGUUUAAUAGACUAGUAUUAUUUUAAAGGACACAUCCACAUGUAUGUAAUUGCAAAAAAAAAUAUUUUAACUUUCAUUUACUGUUAAUCUUCCAAGCUUAAACUUCUUCUAAGUGAAAAUUAGGCUGUUAUAUGUCGAACAAUACAUGUGUAAAGAGGAAGCCCCCCACAAGAGUAAAGUAUUUGACAGAGAGAUCCUGCAAAAUAUAGUAGACAAGAUAUCUAAAAUAGUAUAAUAUGAUACUAUGCAAUAAUAUGUGACAUCGAUCUAUAAGAUGAUAAAGUGGUCGUAAAAGUAGAAUAAAGUGGACAAAAGACAUGAAUUUUAGAUAAAUAAGA
Messenger RNA from Folsomia candida, 1640 nucleotides. RefSeq names its product upstream stimulatory factor 1. Gene Ontology annotation, biological process: regulation of transcription by RNA polymerase II. Lineage: Eukaryota; Metazoa; Arthropoda; Collembola; Entomobryomorpha; Isotomidae. Gene Ontology annotation, molecular function: protein dimerization activity; RNA polymerase II cis-regulatory region sequence-specific DNA binding; DNA-binding transcription factor activity, RNA polymerase II-specific. The coding region runs from base 163 to 921 and encodes 252 amino acids. The transcript is spliced from 4 exons. The record is from RefSeq and is a predicted model, not a curated record.